Messenger RNA from Helobdella robusta, 984 nucleotides. RefSeq lists its product as hypothetical. The transcript has 3 exons. Lineage: Eukaryota; Metazoa; Annelida; Clitellata; Rhynchobdellida; Glossiphoniidae. The coding region runs from base 1 to 984 and encodes 327 amino acids. The record is from RefSeq and is a predicted model, not a curated record.
AUGGUUUUGAAAGAAGAUCAAGAGAGGGUACUAAAAAUAUUGAAGGAAACGAUUGCACUGCUCUGCAAGAAUGGUUUGAAUUACAUAUCCGAUCUGAAGAUCGAAGGUUUGAUAGGGGUUACAAUCGACAAGUCCGAGAUAUUUCUUGUCAAUCUCAAUGAAUGCAUAACAUACGAUAACCAUAAUAAUAACGUUAAACUGCAGCAACAACAGUCCAACGACGAUGGCAAUGGUGGUCACACCUUCAUAAAAACUGACACUAAUCAUAUUGUUAAUGAUACCUACAGCUCCUCUGUUGUUCGCUGUGAAAGGUUGCUAACUUCACAUUCACAUGAAGACAACGAUCAACCGAAUGAAGAAAUUAUAAAAGAUAUUAAAAUUGAAAUAAACUGUGAUUCAGACAAUUCACGUUAUGAAGAUCUUGAUUUAUCUGACCCCAACAUCAUGGUGGAAGCUAACGUUAACAACGAUUCAGUCAUUGCCAAGUUGAACAACGAUAAAAAUUCUUCAGGCAUUUCUUCACCCUUACAUUUAAAUGAAAAUACAUGGCUGAAAGUUCAUCCUGUUCGAACAAAAAAUCAAAUAAUGAAACACACUUCUCAAUCAUACAGGAUCAACAACUCUUACAACAAAAACGGCAGACCGAUGUGCCACUCAUUGCAAUAUUGUCCGACAGAGAACACCGUGCCCACCACAGAUCAUUACAUCGUACAGCAACACCCAAGAAGAACUGACUUCUCAUCGCUAUCUUCAUCAUCUCUCAUUGAUGAUAAGCUAAGAAGUCACCCGGUGGUCUGCAACAUGUGUGGCAAGAGAUUCCCAAGAAAAUUAUUUCUACAGGCUCAUAUGAGUACACAGCAUGGUCUGCCUAAACCAUUUAAAUGUGGCAAGUGUGGCAAGGGCUUUCAUGACAACGUAAUUGAUGUAACUGAUGUAAAACAUGGAAUAAGACUAGCAAAAUCAAACUGGCCACAUAAAUUGUGA